Molecule: messenger RNA, 3867 nt
Organism: Cydia strobilella
Lineage: Eukaryota; Metazoa; Arthropoda; Insecta; Lepidoptera; Tortricidae
Gene: Letm1
Product: mitochondrial proton/calcium exchanger protein
Exons: 7
Coding region: 115-2403 (762 amino acids)
Biological process (GO): intracellular monoatomic cation homeostasis
Cellular component (GO): mitochondrial inner membrane
Molecular function (GO): ribosome binding
Source: RefSeq, a predicted model, not a curated record
GCAUUUUCCUCUCGAUUGUCAUCAUAUUGUCAUGGUGUCUAAAGGUUGAUUUUGUUUUUAUUUAUUAGAUUUUCAUUCAUAUAAACGAUACCAUCAUCCCCUCGAAACGUAAACAUGAACAGAUUAAUUUUGAAUCCGUGCCGGUGCAUAAAAAGAUCAACUCUGAAAUGGGAAAUUAAAGAGUAUCAGUAUUUUUCACAUGUGAGACAUGCAAGAACCCUGUCAUAUGCUAUCCAGCCAGGCAAGCCUCAUUUAGGCUUUACACAGCGGCCAUUAAAUGCCAGAGUGGUGUACACUCCGCCCUACUACAGAGGAAUAGCCACAAGCUCCUGCUACUAUGAAAAGGAACCGCUUAAACCUUCUUCAAAAGUCGAAGCAGCAGUUGAAACUAUAAAGAAAGGAAUCGCUGAAAAAGAGAAGCUCCCAGUAAAGGAAGUACCGAAGAAAAGUAUAGGGGAACGCAUCAUGGCUGAGAUCAGGCAUUAUGCAUAUGGUUUCAAACUACUCUUCAUUGAAAUCAGGAUCUCGACAGGUUUAUGCUUUAAGAUUCUAAGAGGCAAGUCGCUAACUCGGCGAGAGCAUAAGCUACUCAUCACUACAAUUGGAGACUUAUUCAGAAUGGUACCAUUUAUAGUAUUUAUUGUUGUGCCCUUUCUAGAAUUCUUACUGCCAUUAUUCAUAAAAAUGUUCCCUAACAUGUUGCCAUCCACAUUUGAAAGCAAAGAUCAGAAGGAAUCAAAAAUGAAACAGCACUUGAAAGUUAAAUUGGAAAUGGCAAAGUUUUUCCAAGAGACACUGGAUCAGAUGGCUCCUCAGGCGAGUAAUAGACACUCGACAAUCGCAAAAGAGUUUCAGACCUUCUUCACAAAAGUCAGAACUACUGGUGAUGUGGCCACUAGUGAGGAAAUAAUGAAAUUCUCAAAGUUAUUUGAAGAUGAAAUCACAUUAGAUUCACUUCAGAGGCCACAUCUGAUUGCACUUUGCAAAGUGUUAGAAGUGACUUCUAUUGGUACAAGUGCUAUGCUACGGUGGAAUCUGAGGAUGAAGCUGCGGUCUUUGGCUGCUGAUGACAAAAUGAUAGCUAAAGAAGGUGUGGACAGCUUAAACUUCAGCGAGUUGCAACAGGCAUGCCAAGCGCGUGGAAUGAGAGCUUAUGGUGUAUCAGAAGAGCGACUUAGGAAGGAGUUAAGAAACUGGCUAGAUUUAUCUUUGAACGAGAAAGUUCCACCGUCGCUCUUGCUUCUGUCCAGAGCGUUGAUGGUGCCAGAACAUGUGCCGACAACAUAUAAGUUGAAGGCUACCAUUUCAGCACUGCCUGACUCGGUCGUGAUGCAGACUAAGGCUGCCAUUGGAGAGAAGGAAGGCAAAAUUGACUUCAAGGCUAAAAUGGAAUCCAUCAGGCUUGAAGAACUAAAGAUCAAAGAAGAACAGGCCGAGAUGCUUGAAGCUGAGAAAGAGAAACAAAUACUGGACGCAAAGAAGAGAGAGAAGGAAGAACUCAAAGACAAAGCGCCCGUACUUGAUAUUGAACAAGAAGCCGCUGCCAAGGAUGAGGCAAAGGUGCUGAAUGUGGAUAGUCCUAAACCGGUGGAGGAGGGUCUGUCUGGCAAGGACAUCGAGGCCAUUGAGGAUGCUUUAGAAAAAUUAGCUGAACAGAAGAAAUCCCUGCUCCUCGAAAAGGAGAGUAUCCAAGACCUAAAGGCGGAGCUCUCCGAGUACAGCGAAGAUGUCAAGGAGAUGCAAGAGAUUGUUAAGACCAAUCAGGCAGACAUCAAGGUCUCCAAGGGCGCCAGAAGACUAUACAAAGCAGUGAACAACAUGAUCAGCAAACUGGACUCCGUUCUAGUCGAGCUAGAAAACAAAGAGAAAGCGCUCCAGAAAACGCUAGAACAGACCAAGUCCGAGCCACAGAAGACCAAGGAGCAGCUGAUCCAUAUCGAUGAACUGAUGCAUUCCAUUAAGAGUCUAAAGAAAGUGCCCGAUGAGGCCAAGCUGAAGUUGAUACAGGAUGUUUUGGGAAGGUUGGAUGAUGAUUUUGACGGGCAGUUGAAGGUCGAUGACGUUUUGAAGAUGGUUGAAAUAAUAGGCAACGAGAACGUGAACCUGUCAGAGAAGCAGGUACAGGAGCUGAUUGAGCUCCUCGACAAGGAGGAGAUUCUAGAAGUAGAGAGCAAGAUACAGAAGGCGCUCGACAAGGCCGCCACAGCGAAGAAGGCGCAGAAUAUUGAAGCUCUGGAAGCUAGCAAGGGUCUAUUUGACUUAAUCCGAGAAGCACAAAAGCGACGGGAGAUGAAAAAAGCAGUGGAGAAGUUCGGCGAUCAACCCUCGAUCCCCAAGAGCGAAGACAUCGUCACCAAGACCAGCAAACCAGAGGACAGCAGUAAACGGCACGAGAGCCACUGAAAACUCAACCUUAGGAAUAUUAGAGUAAAGUUGUAAAUACUGUGGCUGUCGGUGGCGUUUACGUCUUAUGCUAGUCGAGCAACCAGCAGAAAUGACGAUCCCAUCAAUACUUAUUGAAAAUAUAGGGCAUAGUCUAAGCUGACUUUGCUUUGAUAGAACAAAGCGAGGGAGUGUCAUUAUAUAUGUCAUAUUUUCAUAGAAAUUCGAUAUUAAUGAUGGCAUUCCACACAUAUUUAAAGUCUGAAUUUUAUUCUCACGGAAUUAAUGUAAACAAACAACUGUCACUGUCAAAGUGACAGUUGCAGGCAAGUCGGGGCUCGCAGAAAAACUUAAAGAAAUGACGGAGUUUUGCGGAAGUAUGCCUACAUCCUUACAAAAAACUAUCAAAUUGCCAUUAAAAGCGAUUACAGGAGCACUCAAACUCAAAAGUUAUUGAAAAUUUAUUUUGAGCGGCCCGCAACUUGGUCGCCCUGGUGAAUCUCCAUAGUAAUACCAGUGGAAUAAAUAAACUACCCGACAAAAGCAGCUUUUUCUUUUGCAUUAAUAUACCAAAAUGUUUUAAUGUUAAAAUUUAGUUUCCCUUAACAGUCAAUAUUUCUGGAGUAGAAUAUAAAAAGAUUUCUAAUAAAUAUGGCAAAUAUGGACAGUUUAAGUACCCUGAAUGCUGCAAAAGUUUUUUGUCACCGGCCACACCUUUGUUUACGUGAGAAUAAAAUUUAGACUAUAGCUUGGUCUGACCCGUCUGACUAACAAAGUUACAAGCUUUGAUCCCAUAUGUAAAGUGUAAUGUACUGUUAUGUAAUGUUUCCCUAAUGACAAUAAGCAUUUGUAUACAUGUAAUUGAUUACUGCAUGUAAAUAGUUACAUAAUGCCUAUUCCCUUUCGCACCGUACAAACUGAUUUUCAGAUUUUUAUUUAUUUCCGGUUUCGUUGUUUAUAAAAUUCUAUUUUAUUGUUUAUGCAUUUCUGUGAUCGCUGUUGUAAGUUUUAUGUUUGUUGUGUAUAUUAGCGUUGCACAAAUUGCAUGUCUGUAUGUAUUCGAAUUUCGUUUAUUUUAUUGGCACCGGCCUACAUUAUCAGUUAUCAAAAAUUUUGACUUACUUCAGGUAUAAAAUAUCUCGCAAGUUGCAUUUAAAAUGUGACGGAUUUGUGUAUAUAAAAUAUAUAGAGGAUUAAUUUUAUAUGAUUUCAAAACUGGUUUUAUAACCCUGGUGUAUCAUGUGAUUCUUGGCUGUCUAUAAUUUAAGCUAUUACGACCCUACCUGCUCAUCUUAUGCAGGUAUUAACACAACUAAAUAUACUUUUAUAUGAAAAAAUCUUGUUCUAAAACAACUGUUGUCGGGUAUAGCAAAUAUAGUGAUUUCAAUGUUAUAUUAGCUAGUUCAUUUAUCUGUACCGAUUAGAUGUGCUGAGAAUCGAACUUACUUAUGUUAAAGUAAGAGAAUAAACAGAUCAUUAUAUGAA